Arabidopsis lyrata subsp. lyrata is the source of this 2533-nucleotide messenger RNA. RefSeq names its product probable protein phosphatase 2C 4. The coding region runs from base 280 to 2271 and encodes 663 amino acids. NCBI's taxonomy places the organism in Eukaryota, Viridiplantae, Streptophyta, Magnoliopsida, Brassicales, Brassicaceae. Gene Ontology annotation, biological process: protein dephosphorylation. The transcript is spliced from 4 exons. The record is from RefSeq and is a predicted model, not a curated record. Gene Ontology annotation, molecular function: protein serine/threonine phosphatase activity.
UUUAAAUCAGACAAAACUCGAAUAAUAUCUCUUACAUUUUCUUUUUCUUUUAUUCCUUUCCCAGAUAAUUAAUUAUACUAGAAAAAUCAUUUUCUCUUUGCACAUAAGUCAACUCUCUCUCUCUCUCUCUUUUACUUCUUCUCAUCAUCUUCUCUUUUCCCUCUCAUUGGAUUUUCUUCCAUGGGUGAACAAUCAAUCUCAGCUUGAAUUCUCCCAAAUCCUCUAUUGACUUUGAAAAUCCAAAAAAAAAAAAAAAUUUGAAAUUAAAAACGUUUCUUGAUGGGUAACGGAGUCACAAAACUGCGUAUAUGUUUCACAGGCGGCGGAGGAGGAGAACGUCUCCGGCAAAAAGACAUCUCCGUUCUUCUUCCGGAUCCUUUAGACGAAGGGUUAGGUCACUCCUUCUGCUAUGUCCGACCCGACCCGACUCUAAUCACUUCUUCAAAAGUCCAUUCAGAGGAAGAUACAACGACGACGACGUUCCGCACAAUCUCCGGCGCUUCCGUCAGCGCCAACACAGCAACUCCUCUCUCAACUUCUCUCUACGAUCCCUACGGUCACAUCGAUCGCGCCGCCGCAUUCGAGAGCACGACAUCGUUUUCGUCAAUCCCUCUGCAGCCGAUCCCCAAAAGCUCCGGUCCGAUCGUGUUAGGUUCGGGUCCGAUCGAAAGAGGGUUCCUUUCAGGUCCGAUCGAGAGAGGAUUCAUGUCGGGUCCUCUUGAUCGGGUCGGGUUAUUCUCAGGUCCGCUUGAUAAGCCAAACUCCGAUAAUCAUCAUCAGUUCCAACGGAGCUUCUCUCAUGGUUUAGCUUUACGGGUCGGGUCAAGAAAACGAUCUUUAGUUCGGAUCCUCCGUAGAGCAAUCUCGAAGACGAUGUCAAGAGGGCAAAACUCGAUCGUUGCUCCGAUCAAAUCCGUUAAAGAUUCCGAUAACUGGGGAAUUAGGUCAGAAAAGAGCCGGAAUUUGCACAACGAGAAUCUCACAGUGAAUAGCUUGAACUUUAGCAGCGAAGUAAGCUUAGACGACGACGUUUCACUCGAAAGCCAGAAUCUUCAGUGGGCUCAGGGAAAAGCCGGUGAGGAUCGAGUACACGUGGUGGUUUCUGAGGAGCACGGUUGGCUCUUCGUCGGAAUAUACGAUGGAUUCAACGGUCCAGAUGCGCCGGAUUAUCUUCUCUCUCAUCUUUAUCCUGUGCUUCAUCGGGAGCUCAAAGGCUUAUUAUGGGACGAUUCAAAUGUCGAAUCCAAAUCUCAGGAUCUAGAAAGGUCUAACGGAGACGAAUCUUGUUCAAAUCAGGAAUAUAAUGAUACUUGUGAUCGAUGGUGGAGAUGUGAAUGGGAUCGUGAAAGUCGAGAUCUUGACCGUCGAUUAAAGGAACAGAUCAGUCGGAGAAGUGGGUCGGAUCGGUUAACGAAUCAUUCGGAAGUUUUAGAGGCUCUGUCACAAGCUCUGAGGAAAACAGAGGAAGCGUAUUUAGAUACUGCCGAUAAGAUGCUCGACGAAAAUCCUGAACUAGCUUUAAUGGGUUCUUGUGUGCUUGUGAUGUUAAUGAAAGGUGAAGAUAUUUAUGUGAUGAAUGUUGGUGAUAGUAGAGCUGUGCUUGGUCAGAAAUCAGAACCGGAUUACUGGUUAGCUAAGAUAAGACAGGACUUGGAACGGAUUAACGAAGAAACGAUGAUGAAUGAUUUGGAAGGUUGUGAAGGAGAUCAAUCAUCUUUAGUCCCGAAUUUAUCGGCUUUUCAGCUCACUGUUGAUCACAGCACCAAUAUAGAAGAAGAAGUUGAGAGGAUCAGAAACGAGCAUCCGGAUGAUGCUACCGCAGUGACGAAUGAACGAGUUAAAGGCUCCUUGAAGGUCACAAGAGCGUUUGGUGCUGGUUUCCUAAAGCAGCCUAAAUGGAACAAUGCACUUCUUGAGAUGUUCCAAAUUGAUUACGUAGGGAAGUCUCCAUACAUCAACUGCUUACCGUCUCUCUACCACCACAGAUUAGGGUCCAAGGACAGGUUUCUAAUACUAUCAUCAGAUGGUCUCUACCAAUACUUCACAAACGAAGAAGCGGUUUCAGAGGUUGAGCUCUUCAUCACAUUACAACCUGAAGGGGAUCCAGCUCAACACGUUGUACAAGAGCUUUUGUUUAGAGCUGCUAAGAAAGCUGGUAUGGAUUUCCAUGAAUUACUAGAGAUACCACAAGGUGAACGAAGACGGUAUCACGAUGAUGUUUCAAUAGUAGUGAUCUCUUUAGAAGGAAGAAUGUGGAAAUCUUGUGUAUAAAAAAACAAAUCGCUAUGAGCAUAGACACAACAACAAAUUGGUAUGUUCAUGGAGAAAGAGAUCGAUCUCUCAUCAACUCUGAAUCAUGUACAAUGUUGAUAAACAGCAAAUAAAAUAAAAAAAAGUUUUGGCAACUAUUUAGAUGUCCAAGUGUAUCAUAAAUUAGAGGUCAAAUGUUUGGUUCUUUGAAUGUAAGUUUCUUCCAACUACUAACUGUAUGUGAAUAGAGAAGUAAAUGAAGGAAUUGAAAGAUGUUUGGUAA